CUGCACUGACACCUAAUGGUCCUUUGGGGAAAGUGCAACCCAGCAGUUUUGUAAGGGUCACGUGACCGGAACAUUAUCGUCAAUUUCCCAGCUUGUCCUUAUACUUGAUCUACACACAAAAUACGCUCUUUGAUUUAUCUGUAGAUCUCUGGAAAACAAUGUCAUUUUGUUCAUUUUUCGAGAAGGAGUUUUAUAAAAAUCAUUUCAAACCCGGUAUAUAUGCUUGUUCCCAAUGUGGACAUCCACUCUUUUCAAGCAGAUCCAAAUAUGCCCAUUCCACUCCCUGGCCUGCCUUCACAGAGACUAUCCGAGAAGACAGUGUAACAAAAAUGAUGGAGUCAUUAACAGCCUACAAGGUUCUGUGUGGUAAGUGUGGUAAUGGACUAGGCCAUGAGUUUCUGAAUGAUGGCCCGGAGGAGGGCUUAUCACGUUUUUGAAUAUUCAGUCACUCGCUUAAGUUUGUCCCAAAAGAUAAGGUUGAUAAACACUAAGAGAGGUGAUUGUCCAUGCUGAUGAGGCUGCUGUUGCUUGCACACUGGUAACCGGAUGUUCAGCUCAUGAAGUGGACAAGGAAAAGCCCCCUAUUGGAGGUCCUGUUCACAGAUAUAUUAUGACCGUCCGGGACACCACAGAGACUAAAGUAGUUGAUAUAUUUUUAUACAAAUCUGCAUAAGCUAAUACGAACAUGUGCAAGAUUGCUCAUGAAUGAAUGAAAUUACUGGAAUAUUGCUGAUGUAAAAUGUUAAUUGUAAACCUUCAAUAAAGCACUUUACAGUA
Molecule: messenger RNA, 777 nt
Organism: Ctenopharyngodon idella (grass carp)
Lineage: Eukaryota; Metazoa; Chordata; Actinopteri; Cypriniformes; Xenocyprididae
Gene: msrb1b
Product: methionine sulfoxide reductase B1b
Exons: 4
Molecular function (GO): peptide-methionine (R)-S-oxide reductase activity
Source: RefSeq, a predicted model, not a curated record